AUGGCCUCCGGCGUGGUGGCCACCGUGCGGUGGUCCACCGCCUGCUCGGCGCUGCUCAACGCCGCCGCAGCCUCCACCGGCGCGGCCGUCGCCGCCUUCGCGCUCCGUGGCCGCUGCGGGGGCGCGCUCGGCCCCGCCGCCGCCGCCGCGUCCGCCGCGGCCUUGGCCAGGCUCCUCGCGUCCGCCGUGGCCGGGCUCGCGCAGGGCGCCGCGGCCGCCGCGAUCGCCGCCGGCGCCGUCGGGGCGCACGUCGACAGCGACCGCGACCUCCGCCAUCUCUCGCGGCUACGAUACAAAAGAUGGCUUUGGUGGACAAGGUUUGGGAUGGUAAUUACUGUGCUGCAAUUUGUGUUGGCACUUUAUUUGAUGUGUAUUGUUAUCAAGGAUUUCUCAGCUGGGAAGUCUUUGAAAGAGUGCUUUUCAGGACACGAUCAGGACAACAGUGACUGGAAGCACAUCAUGUUAAUGAGUUUUCUGGUAGUCAUGUGGGUGGGAACUAUAGUGCAGUGCGCUACAGGUUCCGAUGUAUUAAGAUGGAGGUCGUUUUAUGCAACCCAUGACAUUGCAUGGAGGGCUCACUACAGGGAGGUCUUUGAUCAUGGCAUCCGUGAGGUUUUAUGUUGCCUAGGGCGGGUGAAGUACUCGAGUGUACUGGAAGAUGACGAUAUAUGCGUCGUGGCAAAACUAUUGGGUGAUAUUAUGGCUUAUCGUGCAUCUGGAACUGGACAUCUUGAGCUCGUAGCAGGGUUUUCAUUGUUGCAGAAAUCCAAGCUGUCGACUGUUACUUCGAGAGAACAAGCAGAGGCUCCUCAUGAUCUUAUUCAAGACGCUAUUCUAUUUCAUCCAUUUGCUGAAGCUGCCUAUACAGGACCGCUGCUUGAUAUUGGGAGGAACCCUCUUAUGUUUCCCUGUGUUUGGCUCAAUAGGCAAGCUUAUAGAACUUCACUUCCAUAGACGGCCAAUCCUUGAAGGAGAUAAUUGGUGGAGAGGACAUGCAGCGGCUUUCCUAAAGUAUGUCAACGUGGCCCCAGAAGUUCUUCGGAAAGGUCGUGUUAGCCAGGUAAAUCAGGACUUCCCUGAAUCAACUUAACGGUUUUGUUGUUUUUUUUUCAAGAAAACGCAAAAAGCCUUUGCGUUUCAUUGCAUUGAAAAGAAGGAGAGCAUAAGUUCAACAGUUACAACCCGCGGAAGGGGCAGAACAGGGGGCAAGCAAAAACAAGCAAAAAAAAUCAAUGUACAUCCCAGGUGUUCGGCAAGACGACGCGCAGGCCUCGUGCUCCAGCUCUUGCCCAGGUGCUUGCUUCAUCCCGGAUCUUGGUGACCACACCAGGGACGGAGGGGGUUGCGCCGUCGAAGACGCAGCCAUUGCGUUCCUUCCAGAUCAUCCACGGAAUGAGCAGCGUCAUUGAGGCAAGACCUUUGCGCAGGGUUUUGGGUGUGGCUUGCCUAGCUUGGAGCCACCAGGAGAGCAAAGAGUCAUCCUGGGCAGGUGGUCUACAGGUGGCGCGAAGCCAGGAAAGUAUGUCAACCCACACCUGACGAGCGAAGCUGCAGCCGAUGAAGAGGUGCUGUAUAGUUUCCAUCUCCUGGUCACAGAGCAAGCACUUAGCAUGGUGCGGGAGACCUCGUCGUUGCAAACGCUCGGCCGUCCAGCAUCUAUCCAGGUGUGCCAACCAAUGGAAGAAUUUGACACUGUGAGGUGCCCAAGUCUUCCAGGUAAGCUGCCAGGCAUCACAGAGCAGGGAUCCAUGAAAGGUGGCUCUGUAACAGGAACUUGCCGAGUAGGAUCCAUUGCUGGUCCACUUCCACACCAUGGUGUCGGCCUGGUCCGAAAGCUGGAUGUGCUCGAGUCUCCUCCAGAGCAACAGAUAGUCGCCGAUUUCCUCGAUACCCAGGGUGCCGUGUAUGUCCCGGACCCAAUGGCGGUUUUGCAGGCCCUGAGCGACGGUAGUGGCGCGCCUCCGGCGCUUGGGGAUGCAGGCGUAUAGGCGCGGCAUGAUCUCGCUGACCGACCUGCCGUCGAUCCAGCGGUCCUCCCAAAACCGCGUCGAGUGUCCGUCGCCGAGGGAUAUGGUUGUGGAGGCGAAGAAGAGGGCACGCUCCUCGGCGGAGAACUGCAGGUCAAGCCCAUGCCAUGCUUUCGACGUGUCGGUGCGGCUGAACCAGAGCCACCUCAGGCGCAACGCGAGGCCGGCUUUGGCCAUGUUCUGGACGCCGAGACCGCCAAAUUGGAUGGGCCGGCAAACCCUGUUCCAAUUGACAUGGCAGCUGCCACCGUUAGCUUCUUUGCGUCCAGCCCAUAGGAAGCCCCUCUGGAUCUUCUCGAUUUGCUUGAUGAUCUUCUUUGGUGGUGCGUAAACAAGGAGCUGGUGAAUGGGGAUGGCGCAUAGCACCGCCUUGACCAGCUUCAGCCUACCAGCCUUGUCCAUGAGGUGCGCCUUCCAAGUUGGGAGACGUGCGGCGAUGCGGUCCACGAGGGGUUGAAGCUGCGCGCAAGUCGGUCUCCGAAUCGUCAAGGGGAUGCCCAGGUAAGACAUAGGCAUAGUUGUCAAGGGGCAGCCCAGGCCGGUGGUGACCACGGCGGUGUCCUCGUCUGUGCCGUUGAUAAGAGCAGCGGAGCUCUUGCCAUAGUUGACCAGGAGGCCGGAGGCGCGUCCAAACAGCAGCAGGAUCUCCUUGACGGCGGCAAUGUCAUCGCAUGAAGGGUGGCAGAAGAGGACGACGUCGUCGGCGUAGAGGGAAAUCCCGGGGAUGCGGCGGCGGGGGUGCAAGUCCUUGAGGAUGCCCACUUCGGUGGCGCGUCUAAAGAGCCGGCUCAGCACGUCGACGGCCAACACGAACAGCUGCGGGGAGAGGGGGUCUCCCUGUCUCAAGCCACGACGGUGCCAUAUGGGAGGGCCAGGUUCGCCAUUGAUGAGCACCCUGGUGCUUGCCGAGCUGAGGAGGAGGGCGAGCCAGUCCAGGAAUCUGUCGGGGAAGCCGUACCGGCGCAGCACCUCGAAGAGGAAGGGCCAUGAGACAGAGUCGAAGGCGCGGGUGAGGUCCAGCUUUAGCAGCACACGGGGCUCACGCAGCUGGUGAAGGAGGCGAGCAGAUUGCCUGACGAGGACGAAGUUGUCGUGUAAGCUGCGGCCGGAGAUGAAGGCGUUCUGAUUCUUGCUGACCAGAGUGUCGAGCUUGGGGGCGAGGCGGAGCGAGAGCGUUUUGGCGAAGAGUUUUGCCACAAGG
Messenger RNA from Lolium rigidum, 3228 nucleotides. RefSeq lists its product as uncharacterized. The transcript is spliced from 7 exons. NCBI's taxonomy places the organism in Eukaryota, Viridiplantae, Streptophyta, Magnoliopsida, Poales, Poaceae. The coding region runs from base 1 to 954 and encodes 317 amino acids. The record is from RefSeq and is a predicted model, not a curated record.